This is a messenger RNA of Lutzomyia longipalpis, 5757 nucleotides long. RefSeq names its product lutropin-choriogonadotropic hormone receptor (gene rk). The record is from RefSeq and is a predicted model, not a curated record. Gene Ontology annotation, molecular function: protein-hormone receptor activity; protein binding; G protein-coupled receptor activity. The coding region runs from base 1268 to 5041 and encodes 1257 amino acids. NCBI's taxonomy places the organism in Eukaryota, Metazoa, Arthropoda, Insecta, Diptera, Psychodidae. The transcript has 13 exons. Gene Ontology annotation, cellular component: membrane. Gene Ontology annotation, biological process: G protein-coupled receptor signaling pathway.
CUCUUUCGCGAAGUCAACCAAGUCGGUCACGCGCGCACGUCCCUCACUGUCCUCCGAGUGACUCUUUGGCGGGAUUUUUUUUCUCACGGUGAAUGCUCUUUUUUUGCACUCCCGUCUUCGGCACCUCACCAACUUCUCUCCAAUCACUCUCCAUUUCGCGCAAUUUGGGGGCUCCCAAAUGUAUAUGUGUGGCGUCUUGUGUGCGGACUUGAGAUCGUAAAUUCUGCAGGCAACCGCCUGAAAAGUGUGGGCAUUGAUUUUCGUUGUUGAAGAGUCCACACCAGACCGAUCGAUUGCUCUGGAGUUUUUCACAUGCAUGAAAAACCUCUCGAAACUCACGGUGUGGAAUACAUAACGAGGAUCUUGAGACUUCUUUUUUUGCCUCUUUAUUAUUUUGAAGGCAUUUUCGCGUGAAAGCAUCAGUAUUCAUUCAAAGCUCGCAGUUGCAGAAGUGAUAAACUGUGGAGUGCGUGCAUGUGUCCUAUCCACGUAAUAUAUAACUACAAGUGUGUAUAACCAUCAGCCAGGUGGACCGACCGUGGUGCGUUGAUGGAACGUGGUUUUCUUGUCGGAACAUCGUGAGUGUGGACAAAGUGAAGAGAUUUUAAGAAAAAAAAAAAAGUUCGCUGAAGAGCUGUGCGAAAAAAAGAGAACCUCAAGCACCUCUCGAACGGUCAUUUGUAACCAUCUGUGACGCGAGCAGCCUCCAGAAAAAAAGCUCAAGUGAAUUUUCCAGAGAUGUGAAAAUGUUGUGAAGAGGCACAAUUUGCGCGCCACGAAGGUGUUACAGUGUCAGUGAAGUUGCAUUAAGAAGAAUUUAAAAUAAAAAGAAAAAAAAAAGAGUGAGAUCUGCAUCACCUGAAGGAAUAUUUUCAUGUGCACAACCAAAGCCACACAAAGUGGAGUAAGACUAAAAAUUGUUCAUUGCAUUCACUGCACAAUCCAACAAGAGAGUCUCUGGGUCGACCACUUUGCUUCAGCUGAUAUCAUCAGCAGCACAGAGGAGCGUGUGGAAAAUUGACGGGAGGUGACACGCACAAGGAGACAGAGUGACGACGUGGUCUGCAACAUUUAACAUAUUGUAGCACAAGUUGCAUCUGCCAGGGGGAGAUGUGAUUAAGUGGAUCUCAAAAGCAACACAUUCGUGCGUUGUUCUUGUCAAAAGUGAGUGUGGGGAGGCUGAAGGCAGACAGUGAGAUCGCAUAGAUCGCAGAUGAUGGAGUGUGCAGAGAGUAAUGUGUGAGCGACGAUUGCUAAAUUGUCGGUUAUGGCUGUGCAACAACGAAUUACUCUUGACAACGAAAUAAGUGGCAGUCCAUCAGUGGGACGACAUCCGAUUGUCCUCCUUAUCUGUGUCAUCCUCUGCGUCCCAAUUUCUGCCACAAGCACCACAAUGGCCACUCCAUCAUCCACAACUCACGGCAUCAUCCGUGAAUCUGUCGUCAUACCAGGCUCCGAUCCCGAAAGGGAGGCAAAGGAGCUGUACGACAAGGCCCUUCAGCAAUUUGAAGUGGCCACGGGGAAAACCCUGCGCGGCAUUUGUGCCAUCUGGGAAGCGAAAGGGUGCCAGUGUUCAGGAAGUGCCGAUGAAGUGGUCCUCGUGUGUAGAAGUUUGGAACUCGUAGAAGUGCCUGUCGAUUUGCCAAUUGAACUGAUCAAACUUGAUCUUGGAACAAACAAUAUUACCAAUUUACCUAGUAGAGCUUUUGAUAUGGCGCCAUCUUUAGAGGAAUUAAUUUUAUCUGAUAACACCUUAGCACGAAUAGCUACAGAUGCCUUUGAUGGAUUGAGCAAAUUGAAACGAUUGGUCCUUCACAAUUGUGGUCUCAGUCAGAUUCCUGAUGACGCGUUCAAGCACCUACCGUCGCUGACGUCACUGCAGAUAGAUGGGAAUGCCAUAAUGUAUCUGGACAGUGUCAACUUGCGGCAUCUUCAGCAAUUGCGGAGUUUGCGAUUAGAGGGGAAUAUGAUACAAAAAGUUCCCACCGAAACUUUAGCUGGUCUUCCAUCUCUUGAGGCACUAAACUUGGGCAACAAUCAUUUGGUCAGCAUCGAUGAGAAUGACUUUCCCGUGAUGAAUAAUUUAAUAGUUCUGUUACUGAAGAGAAAUCAAAUCACCGAGAUUAAGCAAGGUGCUUUUGGCAAUUUGUCCAAAUUGCGAGUACUAGAAUUGGACGACAACCUGAUAACUUCUCUUUCAUUUGGAUUGGAAAAUAUGACACAAUUGCAAGAAUUUUCAGCAUCCAAUAACCGAAUUCGAUGGCUAUCGAAGCACGAUUUGCCGAGAAGUCUUACGGCCCUUGAUUUACGAGCCAAUCCAUUGUCAGGAAUUAAACCGGGUGCCAUAAAUAACAUGCCAAGGUUAAGGAAAUUAGUGCUGUCGGACGCCAGGAGUUUAUUGGAGCUACCCAGUUUGGAUGGGUGUGGUGCUCUUGAGAUUUUACGAGUAGACAGGGCAAGUCUGUCCAAGGUUCCCUUCAAUCUCUGUAAGACCUGCCCCCGCCUCAAGAGCCUAGAAUUAAAAUCCAAUCGGUUGCGUGUUGUACCCGAGCUGUCCAGCUGCAAGGAGUUGCGUGUAUUGGAUUUGGCAGGAAAUCUCAUAACAUCCCUCCAUGGGGCACCAUUUCAGGGAUUGGGGCAGCUACAUGAUCUCCUGCUGGCACACAAUGAAAUCCAAGAAAUCCCCCGAAAAGCAUUCAGUGGCGCAGAGAAGCUACAAGUGCUCGAUCUCGAGAGCAAUAGAAUCCACAGCAUCAGUGCUGAUGCUUUUGCGGAUUUUAUGCAGCUGGAAGAUCUCAAUUUGGGCAAUAAUAUUUUCCCACAGCUCCCAGCAACAGGUCUCCAUCGGUUACUCCAUCUCAAAACGUUCAACAACCCCAAACUCCGUGAUUUCCCACCACCCGAAACAUUCCCCCGCAUCCAGACGCUCGUUCUCUCCUACGCCUACCAUUGCUGCUCCUUCCUCCCCCUCCUUGCGCUUGGGCAUCGAAACAAGGCGCCUCCACUGCAGGAAGCGGUGCUCUUUCCCUCAGACAAUGAAUUUGACAUGAGUCUGUGGAACAACAGCCUGACCGACAUUUGGCCACAGCUGCACAAUCUCAGCAAAAAGUUCGGACCGCAAAUCAAUGAAUUGUGGGAUUCAUUCGGAUCGGAUUUCACCUACCCGGGAAAUUUACCCGCCUACGUUGAGGAAUACUUUGAGGAGGAGAAUGUGGCACCCACGAGGAAUUUCAUACCCGAAAUACUUCCAGGAUCCAUUCAAUGCCUACCACUGCCAGGACCUUUCCUGCCUUGCUCUGACCUUUUUGAUUGGUGGACCCUUCGAUGUGGAGUAUGGGUAGUCUUCCUCCUAGCCAUGCUGGGCAAUGGCACCGUUGUGUUCGUCCUCAUCUUUUCCCGCUCAAAAAUGGACGUCCCGCGCUUUCUUGUCUGCAAUUUAGCCGCUGCAGACUUCUUCAUGGGCGUCUACCUUGGCAUCCUGGCCGUUGUGGAUGCCUCAACACUCGGAGAGUUCCGUAUGUUUGCCAUUCCGUGGCAAAUGAGCGCCGGAUGCCAGCUGGCAGGCUUCCUGGCGGUUCUCUCCUCCGAGCUAUCGGUCUACACUCUAGCUGUGAUCACACUGGAACGGAAUUACGCCAUCACGCACGCCAUGCACCUCAACAAGAGACUCUCCCUGCGUCAUGCUGGUUAUAUUAUGACAAUUGGGUGGACUUUUGCCCUCACAAUGGCUAUUCUGCCACUUUUUGGAAUUUCCGACUACCGGAAGUUUGCUGUUUGUCUGCCAUUUGAGACGACAAACAGCACAGCAAGUCUGGCGUAUGUGGUGUUCCUCAUGCUAAUCAAUGGGAUUGCAUUUCUCAUCCUAAUGGGGUGCUACCUGAAGAUGUACUGCGCAAUUCGUGGUUCCCAGGCGUGGAAUAGCAAUGACUCCCGGAUAGCCAAGAGAAUGGCUCUGCUUGUCUUCACAGACUUCCUCUGCUGGUCUCCUAUUGCUUUUUUCUCCUUGACAGCGGCUUUUGGGCUGCAUCUCAUCUCCCUGGAGCAGGCCAAGGUGUUCACGGUUUUUGUACUGCCGCUCAAUUCAUGCUGCAAUCCCUUCUUGUAUGCUAUUCUCACGAAACAAUUCAAGAAAGACUGUGUCCUCAUCUGUAAGGCCAUUGAGGAGUCACGUGUUACACGUGGGAUUGGACGCUGCCGGCACAGCUCCAAUUUUAGCAAUCGUCAAACACCGGCAAAUACUAAUUCGCUGGUGGAGAGAUCCUCAAAGGAAUUGCCACCCCUUCUGCCGGGGCCACAGUGUGGGUGUGCUAAGCUGCUGGAGCAGCAAGUAGCUCGCAAGAGGACAAGUCAUCAUCAUCAAGAGAGCACACUGUCGAAGAUGUGGCGACAAUUUAUGUGCAACAAACGCCCACCUGAUAGCCGACGCAACCAGUCGGAUCAGUAUGCGUACCAAAUUGCUGAGAUUCAGCAGAAGCAGCAUCACAAGAGGGCUGGCUCUAUGUCAUCCAGUGAGAAUUUUAGCUCAUCCCGCUCGGAUUCAUGGAGGCAUGGUCCACCACAUCAUCACUGUGGCAUCCCCCUGAGGAUUCUGGACACCAGACGACGGCAUUCCUCGUGGCUGGUCACGCGGAAGACGUCGCAGGACUCCAAUUUGUCCAGCUCGCGCAAUGAUUCCUCCACAUCGGCAACCACAGCGAGCACAUCAACAUUCCGGAUGUCCAGAUCCAGUGCUGGGAGUUCCACACCAAUGCCGCCACUUAAUACACCGAGGAACAGUAUUCCGGGGGCAAAGCCUCGAUUGGUGCGACAAUCCGCCGUUCAGGAGGAACUCUCAGCGGAUUUGUCAGCCUCACCACCUCGUCUGGGGGUCCGCUUCCUGCCCACAAUCCCCUCAGCGGCGGACAGCAGUGUUCAACUUGACGAGGACUCCCAGCAGGCAAUCUGCGACUCAACGGGCAUUGCCUUCUACACCAUCCUCCAGAGCGGCGGUAGCCCCCUCGCGACGCUCUCUAGUCCCAAAGAUAAAAAUCGACCACCCUGAGGGUUUCGCAAGGCCAAAACUUUUAUAUCUGAAGACGCGAUUCCUACGUGUGUAAAUUCAUAAUAAAAUAUACCACUUAAGUAGUUUAAUGCUCUAUAAUAUUAUAUACACAGUUGUAAUAGAUUUUAUUGACUGCCAUUAAGAUGUAAGUGAUACAUUUUUUGAUAUAUGAGUUCCACCUUCGUGAUAUACAUUAGGAUCUUUUUAUUCUUAACAACAAAAUGAGAAGAAAUCUCUCAAUUUAAUGAAGAUUUUUCUUCCACCAAUCCUUUUUCAAAUUUAUCCUUCUUCGCGCGUGGCAUACCUAUUCAUAGAAAAAAAAAUCUCUGUAAUAUAACUUUUGUGCUGUUUGGAUCGUCAAUCGAUGGUCUGCUGAAGUUGAUUUAACUCAAAAAAAAAAUUGUAUAAAAUAAAAACCACACAAAAAUGACAAAUUGUUCAAAACCAAUGCCAAACUUUAUGUAGUGAAUUAUAUCAUUAUAUUGCAAUAUACAUAGCAUAGUCUAUAUUGAUGAAGUAAUAUUCAAAAUUAUAUUAAUUAAUUGUGGUACAUCCUUUUGAAUUAAUAUUGUUAAGGUAUAUCACCGUCCAUGGACAAUAACCGCAAAAUUAUACCUAUUUUAAACAUAUAAAAAACAUCUACAUUAUGUAUAUGAACUCCAGUGUAUCCCAGAGACAUGUGGAGGUGAAUGAUGAGAGUAAAUUAUUACUAUCAA